Messenger RNA from Sebastes umbrosus (honeycomb rockfish), 1166 nucleotides. It is a transcript of the gene tmco1, whose product is annotated as transmembrane and coiled-coil domains 1. NCBI's taxonomy places the organism in Eukaryota, Metazoa, Chordata, Actinopteri, Perciformes, Sebastidae. Gene Ontology annotation, cellular component: endoplasmic reticulum; cytoplasm; endoplasmic reticulum membrane. Bases 202 to 768 code for a protein of 188 amino acids. The transcript is spliced from 7 exons. Gene Ontology annotation, biological process: endoplasmic reticulum calcium ion homeostasis. The record is from RefSeq and is a predicted model, not a curated record. Gene Ontology annotation, molecular function: calcium channel activity.
GGGAUCCACAUAUCGACGGGAAACAGUACUCAACGCAACACCGGUGAACCGGAAGUACUCCUCUCACAGCAUGACCUCUUCGCUAGUGCUGACAGAGCUCUAUGAAUGACCGAAGUGAUGCGCUCAUGGUGUAAUCUGUAAAGCCAAACUGACUCUCCUCUCUGCGGUGGGAUAAACGUGACAGUGAACGGGACAACCACAAUGAGCACCAUGUUCGCAGACACUAUCCUGAUCGUGUUCAUCUCGGUGUGUACCGCGCUGCUGGCAGAAGGGAUUACCUGGGUUUUAGUGUAUCGCACUGAAAAGUACAAGAGGCUAAAGGCUGAAGUGGAAAAACAAAGCAAAAAACUUGAGAAGAAAAAGGAAACCAUCACAGAAUCUGCAGGACGUCAACAGAAGAAGAAAAUUGAAAGACAAGAAGAGAAACUGAAGAACAACAACAGAGACUUGUCUAUGGUGCGCAUGAAGUCCAUGUUCGCCAUCGGCUUCUGCUUUACAGCUUUGAUGGGCAUGUUCAACUCCAUCUUUGAUGGAAGAGUAGUGGCCAAGUUGCCAUUCGUGCCGCUCUCCUACAUCCAGGGACUGUCGCAUCGCAACCUGCUGGGCGAGGAUUACACUGACUGUUCCUUUAUCUUCCUCUACAUCCUCUGCACCAUGUCCAUCAGACAGAACAUUCAGAAGAUGCUCGGUCUGGCGCCCUCCAGAGCUGCAACAAAACAGGCUGGAGGCUUCCUGGGACCUCCUCCUCAGGCAGCCAAGUUUUCAUAAACAUCAGACGUGUUCAACAGUGCUGUUUCUGCACUGCGACUGUGACUGUGUGCAGUCAUGGCUCCCUCAUCAGAGCAUAGACAGAACUGAUUCUGCAGUGCUGGAGCGUCAUCUGUUGCAGCUACUGUCUCACUACCUUCUGUUGGAUUUCUCAUUCAUGUUUUGUUUAUUUAACUUUAAGAUUGUCUCACUUAGAAAUUAGAUUAAUUAAAAUAGUUCUUAUUGAUUACCAAAGGAUACAAAUGUCUACCUUGUAUUCAGCACAUGCCAUACAAUGUUUUGAUAUUUUAAUGAUUAAUUGGCACAGUAACAUCUGAUCCAUUUAUCAGUAUUAUUUUACGUCAUCGUCUGUAUCCUUAUUUCUUACAUAUUAAUAAAGUUUUAUGAUUACUCCUUUA